AUGGUCAAGAAGCGCGCGUCCAACGGACGUAACAAGAAAGGCCGUGGCCAUGUCAAGCCCAUCAGAUGCUCCAACUGCUCGCGAUGCACUCCCAAGGACAAGGCGAUAAAGAGAUUCACCAUUCGAAACAUGGUAGAGUCGGCAGCGAUUCGUGAUAUCUCGGACGCAUCCGUAUUCCCAGAAUACACAGUUCCCAAGAUGUACCUCAAGUUGCAGUACUGUGUCUCCUGCGCCAUCCAUGGCAAGAUUGUCCGUGUCCGUUCCCGUGAAGGUCGUCGCAACAGAGCACCCCCGCCAAGAGUCCGAUACAACAAAGACGGAAAGAAGGUCAAUCCCAACCAGGCGGCUGCCAAGACUACUCAAGCAUAA
Molecule: messenger RNA, 369 nt
Organism: Hyaloscypha bicolor E
Lineage: Eukaryota; Fungi; Ascomycota; Leotiomycetes; Helotiales; Hyaloscyphaceae
Product: ribosomal protein S26e
Exons: 5
Coding region: 1-369 (122 amino acids)
Biological process (GO): translation
Cellular component (GO): ribosome; cytosolic small ribosomal subunit
Molecular function (GO): structural constituent of ribosome; mRNA binding
Source: RefSeq, a predicted model, not a curated record